This is a messenger RNA of Cladocopium goreaui, 408 nucleotides long. The record is from the annotation of a GenBank genome assembly. NCBI's taxonomy places the organism in Eukaryota, Dinophyceae, Suessiales, Symbiodiniaceae.
AUGUCAUACACUCAGGUCUUUGCCGGAAGGGACCACACCGUUCUCGUACGCAGUGAUGGAAGUGCCGUCACUUGUGGGACAAACGAGGACGGGCAAUGCGACAUUUCGUCUCCUGAGCCCGGAUCUUUCUACAUUGGCAUUCAGGUUCCCCCGGUGAGGGACCUUAUUAUGCAACUUGAAUGUAUUUUUGAAGCUGAUGUAUUCAAGCUAAAGUGCUCCACUUUGGUCGGGGAAGAAAAACUCUGUUGGAAUGCGCAUGGCUUCGAUUUGGCUUGGGAUAUUCACAAACAUGUCUGCAAUGAAUUGAAGAUCAGUCUCCAGAGUCUACGGUUGGUUUUACCCUUGGGACAGUUGCUGACCGAUUUCUGCCACCAAAAUCCGGUGGCCACAGUUGCAGAUCUAGCUUGA